GGCCUGAUGUGGCUCCUGUCAAGCAAAGUCUUCGGUCUUUAGUUUUUUCGUUCAGAAUGCUUGCUACUCGACCUAGCACAAGAGUUCAACGUCGUGCACAACCUGCAGCACCACGUCGUUCAGCAACCACUAUGCAGCAACCAGAGUCAAGUGGAGUUAGUUGUGAGGCGUCUUCCUCCGUGGCCACAACGUCAGCACCUGAUGCAGCGUCGCCAGCGACAAAUGUUCCUGACGAAACGGUUCAAUGGAUCGUCUCCGCCGUCUCCCAAGCUGUGCCUAGCGUCACUCAAUGGAGCUUGCGCCACUACUCUUUCGCCGCCAUCUUCAGCUGUGGAAACGAGGGAAUUGCCUAUGGUAGCGUCAGGUAUAGCUAG
This is a messenger RNA of Paramuricea clavata, 374 nucleotides long. The record is from the annotation of a GenBank genome assembly. Lineage: Eukaryota; Metazoa; Cnidaria; Anthozoa; Malacalcyonacea; Plexauridae.